AUGUCGUUUCGAAAAAAAUCUGAAUCAAGAGAAGACCCGCCAACGGCGGAAUCAUCAAAAAAUAUUCAGACGGCACAACGACGUCUCUCACAGUUAUCCAAAUCAUUGACUCGAGAUCUUUCGAAUGAUAAUGACGAAAGUGAUGACAACGAAGACCGAAGUGUUAGAAAGCAUGGAUUUUUUAAGUCUGACGACAAUAGUAAAAUUGGUUAUACACUUCGUGUUGGAGAUAUCUCGACCAUCAUUAAGCCUACACAAAAUCCAGAAUUGGUGCCUGAUUUUAGGAAUCCAUUUUAUGAUAAUUCACAGGAAAUUUUAAAACAUUUAAGAUGGAUAAUGCAAAAAGAUAAAUUAGGACAAGAUAUAUUUCUUAUCGGACCACCAGGACAAAUACGACGUGGCCUAAUUCUAAAAUACGCGAGUCUCACAAACCGUGAAAUAGAAUACAUUGCACUCUCAAAAGAUUGUACCGACUCAGACUUAAAACAACGUCGCGAGAUUUCAGGCGGCACAGCUUAUUACGUAGACCAAGCAUGCGUCCGUGCAGCCAUCUAUGGUCGAAUUCUGAUACUCGACGGAAUAGAAAAAGCGGAACGAAAUGUCCUCCCAAUUUUGAACAAUCUCUUAGAAAAUCGUGAAAUGGCAUUAGAAGACGGUAGAUUCUUAGUGCACUCAAAGCGUUACGAUGCUCUCUCGAAAAAAACUGAAAAAACGGAAAUGGACAAUUGGAAAUUGGUACGAGUCUCGGAUCGGUUCUUGGUCGUUGCUUUGGGGUUACCUGUUCCGCCAUAUAUCGGGCACCCAUUAGAUCCUCCAUUACGUUCGCGAUUCCAGUCUCGAGAUAUUAAACAACCGGGAUUCGAGACUCAAGUACAGCAUUUGAGUAAGAUUGCGCCGAAUGCAUCGAUUACUAUAUUGGAACGCUUGGUUUCUAUUGCGAUGGUACUUUCGAAUUUGACAUUUAAUACUGAAGGAGGAAUAACGAUACCAGAGUUCCCGAUUUCGAUUGAAUCGAGUGUGUUUAUUCUUCAAAAAUUCCCGGAAAUUAAGCUUCGUUUUCUUUUGGAUUCUCUUUAUCCGUGGCCUUUAUUGCCGAUAUGCGAAAUAGAACAAAGAAAAGUUAUCGAGACGACUUAUCAUCGAUUUAGAAUUCCUGGAUAUGAUGGCACUGAAAAUGCCGGUGUUGAAAAGGACAAGAAAUUGAAUGAAAAUAAUAGCAAUGAUGACAGCCAUAAAAUAUUUCAAUCAACGACUGGAUACAAGUUUGUCGGAAUAAAGAAUAGCAAUGGUAUUAAACAAAUUAAUGGAAAACGAAUUUACAAAAAAGAACUUACCUUUCACGAAGAAACUGAUAUCUCGAAAAAAGUUUCUGUGAAUUUGGCUGGAGGUGGUGAGAUACCAUCAACAGCAGAAUUUUUCGUCGAAACUAAAUACCAUCAAAAUAUAUUAACUGCGAUGCUUAUCGCGCACUCUGCUGGAGACUUUUGUUUAAUAGGUCAAAAAGGAGUGGGAAAGAGUGCGUUAAUCCGGAAUUUCGCAAAAAAAUUAGGGUAA
This is a messenger RNA of Ambispora gerdemannii, 1554 nucleotides long. Lineage: Eukaryota; Fungi; Glomeromycota; Glomeromycetes; Archaeosporales; Ambisporaceae. The record is from the annotation of a GenBank genome assembly.